Molecule: messenger RNA, 7043 nt
Organism: Sphaeramia orbicularis (orbiculate cardinalfish)
Lineage: Eukaryota; Metazoa; Chordata; Actinopteri; Kurtiformes; Apogonidae
Gene: psme4a
Product: proteasome activator subunit 4a
Exons: 47
Coding region: 476-5962 (1828 amino acids)
Biological process (GO): proteasomal ubiquitin-independent protein catabolic process
Cellular component (GO): spermatoproteasome complex; nucleus; cytosol
Molecular function (GO): peptidase activator activity; proteasome binding
Source: RefSeq, a predicted model, not a curated record
CCGUAGUUGGAUGAAUCAGUCGACGUUUUCAGUCCUUGGGAUAUGACUGUGCUUUUGUAGUGGAGUGCUAACUUUAGCAAGACCGUUAGCUGCUUGUCAGAUUUCUAGGAUUAAAUUAGCCGAAAGAGAGUAAAUUGAGUGCCAACGCGUUCUGUGGACAACCUGAACUUUUUCGUUAGCCUUAAUAUUUUUUUAAGAUGAUAAGAAUAGUGAUGGUGUUUGCCGGUAAACGAAGCUGACCUAACUUAGGCUAAAUGGCUAGCUAGCGUGUCAUCAACUUGUGAAUUUCAUAACUUAGUCAGUGUGUGGGCCAUAACAACCUUACGACUGAGCAAAAGGGGGUAGCUAGCACAGAAACUGACCGCUGGCCGUUGUGUUAGACGGACAACACAACAACUUGCACUGAGCAAACCGUAGCGAACUAAAACUGUAUAUUAGCUAGCAUAGUGAAGCUAGCUAGUUUGGCAUUUGGAAUAUGAAAAAGGCACAGUCCGACACACUGGGAUUUGUUCCUCAAAAAGACAUUGUGUACAACAAACUUCUGCCGUACGCGGACAGGUUAGAUGAAGAAUCAAAUGAAAUUCUGAGUAAAAUUAAAGCCAAUUUGGGCCGAGCAGUCCAGCUCAGAGAGAUAUGGCCCGGUGUCCUGUUUUGGACAAGGAAACUUUCCACGUAUAUGCGCCUCUAUGGGCGGAAGUUCAGCAAAGAAGACCAUGUGUUGUUUAUCAAGUUGCUCUACGAGCUAGUGACGAUCCCCAGACUGGAGAUCAGUAUGAUGCAGGGCCUUGCUCGACUCCUUAUCAACCUACUCAAGAAAAGAGAACUACUGUCAAGGGAGGACCUUGAGUUACCUUGGAGACCACUGUAUGAGCUGCAUGACAGGAUUCUUUUCUCCAAGACGGAGCAUCUGGGCCUCAACUGGUUUCCCAACUCUGUGGAAAAUGUGCUGAAAACACUUGUGAAAAGCUGCAGACCAUAUUUUUCACAAUCUGCUACUCAGGAGAUGCUGGAUGAGUGGAGACCCCUACUCUGUCCUUUUGAUGUCACCAUGCAAAGAGCGAUCAGCUACUUUGAGCUUUUCCUACCCACAACUCUCCCCCCAGAGCUCCACCACAAGGGUUUCAAAUUGUGGUUUGAUGAGAUGAUUAGCUUAUGGGUGUCUGUGCAGAAUCUUCCAAGCUGGGAAGUGCAUCUGGUAAAUCUCUUCGCUCGCUUGGCUAAUGACAACAUUGGCUACAUUGACUGGUACCCUUAUAUUCCGAAGAUUUUCACAAGAAUUUUGAGGAGUUUAAAUCUCCCUGUGGGGACGAGUCAGAUGAUGGUACCACGUUAUCUCACUAAUGCCUAUGACAUUAGCCAUGUCGUGUUGUGGGUCUCAUCCCUCUUGGGAGGACCCAGCAAGCAGGCUCAAGCACAGCUCACUGGCCUUUUCAACAGUAUUACAUCCUUUUUCCAUCCAUCAAACCAUGGCCGCUGGUUGAUGAAGCUCAUGAAGCUGCUCCAGCGUCUCCCGGCGAGUGUUGUGCGACGGCUGCACCGGGAGCGCUACAGAAAGCCCACUUGGCUCACACCAAUACCCGACAGUCACAAGCUCACGGAGGAUGAUAUCACUGCAUUUGUGGAGAGUAUGAUGCAGCCAGUUCUGCUGGCCAUGUUCAGCAAGACAGGCAGUCUUGAUGCAGCCCAGGCCCUGCAAAACCUGGCUCUGAUGAGGCCUGAAUUAGUCAUUCCACCUGUGCUGGAGAAGACCUAUCCAGCUCUGGAGACACUAACAGAGCCACACCAGCUGACAGCCACACUGAGCUGCAUGAUUGGUGUGGCACGGAGCCUUGUGUCAGGUGGGCAGCGUUUUCCUGAGGGCCCCACUCACAUGCUGCCCCUGCUCAUGAGGGCUCUGCCAGGCGUGGAUCCAAACGACUUCAGCAAGUGCAUGAUCACAUUCCAGUUCAUUGCUACAUUUGUGACCCUUGUGCCUUUGGUGGACUGUUCAUCUGCCCUACAUGAAAGAACAGACCUGACUGAGGUUGAACGAGAGAUGUGUUCAGCCUCAGCUGAGUUUGAAGACUUUGUCCUUCAGUUUAUGGACAGAUGCUUUGCCCUGAUAGACAGCAGCACUUUGGAACAAACACGGGAGGAAACAGAAACAGAGAAAAUGACUCAUUUGGAGAGUCUGGUAGAACUUGGCCUGUCAUCCACCUUCAGUACCAUCCUCACACAGUGCUCCUUGGACAUCUUCAAGGUGGCUCUGGAAAAGGUGUUUAACUUUGCUACUACCAACAUCUUUGAGACACGUGUAGCUGGGAGAAUGGUGGCUGAUAUGUGCAGAGCUGCUGCCAAAUGUCACCCUGCAGAGUCACUCAAAAUGUUUGUGCCACACUGCUGCAAUGCCAUAAACCAAAUUGCUGUCAAUGAGGAAGUGUUGAAUGAGGAGGAGCUUGACAAAGAGUUGCUGUGGAAUCUACAGCUACUGUCUGAGGUUAGUCGGGUGGAUGGUGACAAAGUCUUGCCGUAUCGUUCCGACCUGGUCCAGAUUUUGCAGCUGACACUUCACCUGAAAUGUAAGCAGGGGUACAUACUAGCUUGCAACCUGCUGCACCACAUUCUACGCUCCACUGCCCUCAUCUACCCCACCGAGUACUGCAGUGUGCCAGGAGGUUUCCAUCAACCAAUCAGUGACUACCUACCCAUUAAGGACUGGGGUCGACCAGGGGACCUAUGGAACUUGGAUAUCCGGUGGCAUGUUCCCAGUGUUGAGGAAACCUCUUUUGCAUUUUAUUUGUUGGACCUCAUCCUGCAGCCUGAACUCCAGCGGCUUCAGAGAUUCGCACAGGGAGAGCAGGACAUGAGCAGGGAUGAUGUCUUGCAAAGCCUGACCAUUGUGCAGCACUGCCUGUUAGGAGCUGGAUGUCUGAUGCCCCCACUCAAAGGAGAUCCCGUUCCUGAGCUUGUUCAUAGCUUGGUGAACUUAAAUGAGACCACCCUCUACACAGGAAUGCAGUAUGACGAGUCAAGAGAGAACUACAGAGAUGCUAUCUGCCGUGUUAUGAGACAGCUGCUGCAUUACAUUCUGGAGCACUCUGAAGAUGACACAAAGUCUCUUUUCUCCAUCAUCAAGAUUGUCAGUGACCUGUUGCACUUCAAAGGGUCUCACAAACAUGAGUUUGACUCCCGCUGGAAGAGCUUCAACCUUGUGAAAAAAUCGAUGGAAAACAGACUUCAUGGCAGAAAGCAGCACAUCAGAGCAUUACUGAUUGACAGAGUUAUGCUCCAGCAUGAACUGCGUAAGCUGACAGUGGAAGGAUGUCAGUACAGAAGCAUUCACCAGGAGCUUAUGAGAGAUCUUUUAAGGCUUUCCACAAGCACCUACAGCCAAGUUCGAAGCAGGGCUCAAAGUGUAUUGUUCACUGCACUAGGAACCUACAAUUUCUGCUGCAGAGACCUGAUCCCCCAUGUGCUUGAGUUUCUCAACCCAGACAACAGCAGCGUUACACAACAGCAGUUCAAAGGUGCCUUGUACUGUCUACUAGGGAACCACAGUGGAGUAUGCCUAGCCAAUUUGCAUGACUGGGAGUGCAUCGCUCUGACAUGGCCUGCUAUUGUGCGUUCUGGCCUCAGCUCAGCCAUGUCCCUAGAGAAACCCUCCAUUGUGCGGCUCUUCGAUGACCUUGCAGACAAAAUCCACCGCCAGUAUGAGACCAUUGGGAUCGACUUUUCUAUUCCGGCUGAGUGCUGUGCUGUGGCCAACCAGCUCAUGGUCACAGGAAAUCCUCCUCCCACAGAACCUGUUCCUACAGACGAUGAAAUUGCUGAGGGUGUGAAGAAGCAGAAACUCAAGAACACAGAGUCUGUGGAUAAAUACCAACAGCUCAUUGGUGAUCUGCUGGAGUGCCUUGGCAACAGGAACAUGCCGUGGAAGUUUGAACAUAUAGCAAUUGGCUUCCUGUCAUUGCUACUGAGAGAUGACCACCAGCUGCCACCUGCUGCUGUCAUGUUCUUUGUCAAAAGCCUCAAUCAUGACUCCCUCUAUGUCCGCAAGGUGGCGAUAUCUGCUGUGGCAGGAAUCAUGAAGCAAAUAAAGAGACCACAUAAAAAAAUCCCAGUCAGCCCAUCUGAGCUUUGUGAAGUGAAAGAGCCGAGUGAUAUUAUAGCUGGGGACCGUGCAGACAACAAGUGGCUCCAGUAUAACAGCUGCAGCUUACCACGCACACAGCAGGACUGGGACCACUGUGUGUUUGUGGAAAAGACUCAUUGGGGAUACUACUGCUGGCCAAGAAAACUGAUGAUGUACGCACCAGUGGAAGAACAACCCAAAGAGAACAUGACCCGAGAUGAAAUGACAGAGCGGGAGCAAAUCAUCUUUGACCAUUUCUCAGACCCGGUUUUCAUCAACCAGUUCAUCGAGUUUCUCUCACUUGAGGACAGGAAAGGAAAAGACAAGUUCAGUCCUCGCAGAUUCUGCUUGUUCAAGGGAUUGUUCCGCAAUUUCGGCGAUGUCUUUCUGUCAGGUCUGCAGCCUCACAUGGAACGCCUCGUAGCUGAUUCUCAUGAGAGCAAACAGCGCUGCGUUGCUGAGAUCAUCUCUGGCUUGAUCAGAGGCUGCAAGCACUGGAGCUACACGAAGGUUGACAGCCUUUGGCAGCUGUUGUGUCCACUACUGCGUACUGCACUGUCAAACAUCACAAUAGAAACUUAUGCAGAUUGGGGAACCUGCAUUGCCACAGCCUGUGAGAGUAGAGACCCACGCAAGCUUCACUGGCUGUUUGAGAUGCUAAUGGAAUCUCCAGUUAAUGGAGAGGGGGGCUCUUUUGUGGAUGCCUGUCGCCUCUAUGUACUACAAGGAGGCCUUGCUCAGCAGGAGUGGCGUGUUCCUGAGCUGCUCCACAGGUUGCUGCAAUAUCUGGAACCCAAACUCACACAGGUGUACAAGAAUGUACGGGAAAGAAUUGGCAGUGUGCUGACGUACAUCUUCAUGAUUGAUGUCAACUUGCCAUACACCCAGCCAACCACCUCCCCUCGCAUCUCGGACUUCACAGAGCGAAUUCUGUUGCAACUGAAACCCCUAACUGAGGGUGAUGAAGAGAUACAGAACCAUGUGAUUGAGGAGAAUGAGGUGGGGGAGCAGGAUGAGAGGACACAAGCAAUAAAGCUGCUCAAAACAGUGCUCAAGUGGCUGAUUGCAAGUGCUGGCCGCUCCUUCUCCACUGCUGUCUCAGAACAGUUACGGUUGCUUCCCUUGUUGUUCAAGAUUGCUCCAGUUGAGAAUGACGAUAGCUACGAUGAGCUGAAAAGGGACGCAAAGACCUGCCUCUCUCUGAUGUCUCAGGGGCUCCUCUACCCAGAGCAGAUUCCCAUGGUCCUCAGCACCCUGCAGGAGAUUGCUGGCAGCAGCUCAUGGCAUGCUCGCUACACAGUGCUGACAUACCUCCAAAUAAUGGUGUUUUACAACCUGUUCACCUUCAUGAGUGACCCAAAAGCAGUGAACGAUGUCCGGGCGCUGGUGAUAAGACUGCUGGAGGAUGAGCAGCUGGAGGUAAGAGAAAUGGCUGCCACGACACUCAGUGGCUUCCUGCAGUGCAACUUCCUGUCCAUGGAUGGCCCAAUGCAGGCACAUUUUGAGGCUCUCUGCAAGACUCGCUUGCCAAAGAAGAGGAAGAGGGAGCUCGGUUCCAUUGUGGAUACCAUACCCUCUGCUGAUCUGGUGCGGCGCCAUGCUGGUGUUCUUGGGCUGAGUGCAUGUAUUCUCUCCAGCCCAUAUGAUGUCCCCACCUGGAUGCCCCAGCUGUUGAUGGACCUGAGUGCUCACCUAAAUGACACCCAACCUAUUGAGAUGACCGUGAAGAAAACGCUCUCUAACUUUCGGCGAACUCACCAUGACAACUGGCAGCAACAUAAGCAGCAGUUCACUGAUGACCAGCUGCUGGUCCUGACUGACCUGCUGGUGUCUCCGUGUUACUAUGCCUAACACCUGCAAUGAAGGACACUUCUACAUGAUAGUUACCAGCCUGUAUGGGGGAGGAGGCUCCAGCUUUUGCCUGAAGAAAGAUGCUGCAUCAGAAAAAGGAACUGAGCUGUGACACACAGACUGAACCAAUACUUGUAUUUAUGUAUUUAGCUCAUUGGCAUUUCUACUAUACUUAAUAUUUAAGGAUCAAUCAUAGCAGGUAUGACUGGCCUGCAGUUUGUAACAUUACUGUACAGUUUUUUUUUCUCUUCCUUUUUUGGUUUGGGUGCAUGUGCACGAGUGUACGUGAGUGUGUUUUUGAGAUGCUUGAAGACAUCGACUGGUGUCCCACACAUUUCUCAGGAUUAUAUCCCAUGUAUAAACUCUGAGCCAACACAAUGUCCAGUGUAGGACAUACUCUUUACUAUCUUCCAAUAGUGAAGUGUUUAUUAUAAACCACAGAGAAAUGACUAUGGAACAAUGGUCUUUAGUUCAGACAUUAACCUGCAACACACAAUGUUUGUGUGGCUGUUUGAUCUAUACAUGAUUAUAUGCAUAAUGUGUGUAUGUGUCAUGGCAUAGCAAAUAUGCACAAACAUAUUUAUUUAUUUAUUGUCCUUUUUUUUGAAGUGCUAAGUUUUAAUUUUCUUCAUAGAAAAUACUUCUGACUUUAAGUAGAUGGCUAAUCUUUUAGCAAGGAAGUCUGUUGUCAUCAAAGAAAGGGAGAGGGCACGCUCCCCACUGCUGUGCUGUGUGAUGCGUUUGCUGUGAGAACCUGAGCACAGUUUGAUUACCGUUUUGUGUGUCUCAUUGUAAGAAAACUAACCAAAAUGCCUGUUCCAUACUUUUGACUUUUUUUUCCCCCGUGUUCCACAGUUAUCAAUGACCUUUUUCUAAAGUCCGGUGAGAUUCAGUGAUUUUGGUUUGCAAACAUUUUGCCUGAUGACUUGAAAUCGGUCUAGGAAUUGAAGCAUUUAGUACCUCACAUAUGUAUAGUGUAGUGCCAAAACUGCAGUGAUUUUCUUUUCUUUGUUUUUGGUUUUUUUUUAGAUGUACUGUUUGCUUAUUGAAUGAUCCAACAAUAAACUGUUUGUAAAAAAAA